Molecule: messenger RNA, 306 nt
Organism: Oikopleura dioica
Lineage: Eukaryota; Metazoa; Chordata; Appendicularia; Copelata; Oikopleuridae
Source: the annotation of a GenBank genome assembly
AUGAAGUUGAAUCUCUUUUUCUUCCUGCUUUUCGCUGUCGGCUCUGCUUUUUGGCGCCGACGAGAGUUUCGACCUUAUCCCUCGCAGUUGAGGAGUUAUAGGUCUAGAGUAAGAGAGAGAAUGAUUGACGAUUAUAAGAAUCGUCGAUAUCGCGGUCGAUACUAUUCUUCCCUAUACCGAUUUCUUUCUCAAGAAGACGAAGAAAAGUCUCUCCUCAAUAGAAUACCGCGCUUCGAAAAUUCCAAGAUCGUGGAAUCAAAAAAGAUCGAGUCGAAAAAGGUGGAAAAGAAAAAGGAAAACAAUUAA